This is a messenger RNA of Beauveria bassiana ARSEF 2860, 1632 nucleotides long. RefSeq names its product serine hydroxymethyltransferase. The record is from RefSeq and is a predicted model, not a curated record. Bases 1 to 1632 code for a protein of 543 amino acids. The transcript is spliced from 4 exons. Gene Ontology annotation, biological process: tetrahydrofolate interconversion; L-serine catabolic process; folic acid metabolic process. Gene Ontology annotation, molecular function: zinc ion binding; serine binding; glycine hydroxymethyltransferase activity. Lineage: Eukaryota; Fungi; Ascomycota; Sordariomycetes; Hypocreales; Cordycipitaceae. Gene Ontology annotation, cellular component: cytoplasm.
AUGUCGAUACCCAGCCUCCGUGGCGCUUUCUUUGCCCUUCGCAGCGUCUCGCACCCCAUGGUAGUCUCUGCUGUCAUGCGCAAUGGUGCUCGUCGCGCUAAUUCUUCCAUUGCGCUCGAGGGCCAGCAGCAGGUAUGGAACCGUUCUCAAGCUUGUGUGCCGAAUCAGGGCGUGAUACUGACGAGCUUAUCGCAGCUCCUCUCCGCUCCUCUCUCCAAGGCCGAUCCGGCCGUUUUCGACAUCAUUGAGAAGGAAAAGCACCGCCAGAAGCACUUCAUAAAUCUGAUUCCUUCCGAGAACUUCACUUCCCAGGCAGUUCUCGAUGCCCUGGGCAGUGUAAUGCAAAACAAGUACUCGGAGGGUUACCCCGGUGCCCGCUACUAUGGCGGAAACGAAUUCAUUGACCAAUCUGAACGACUUUGCCAACAGCGGGCUCUUGAGGCCUUCAGCCUGGAUGCAAGCGAUUGGGGCGUGAACGUCCAGCCGCUCUCCGGUGCUCCCGCUAAUCUCUAUGUGUAUUCGGCUCUUAUGGCUACUCACGACCGCCUAAUGGGUCUUGAUCUACCCCAUGGUGGCCACUUGUCCCAUGGCUAUCAGACGCCCACCAAGAAGAUCUCGUCUAUCUCCAAGUACUUUGAGACUGUUCCUUACCGCCUGGACGAGAAGACUGGGUACAUUGACUAUGAAAAGCUUGAGGAGCUUGCUCUUCUUUAUCGCCCUAAGAUCAUUGUUGCAGGUGCCAGCGCCUACAGCCGUCUGAUUGACUACAAGCGUAUUCGCGAAAUUUGCGACAAGGUCAACGCCUACAUGCUCGCGGAUAUGGCACAUAUUUCAGGUCUAGUCGCCGCCAACGUCCUCCCUGGUCCCUUCCAGCACGCCGAUAUUGUCACUACAACCAGCCACAAAAGCCUUCGCGGCCCUCGCGGUGCUCUUAUCUUCUUCCGCAAAGGCGUUAGACGCCAGAACCCAAAGACCAAGGUCGACGAGAUGUACAAUCUUGAGGGCCCUAUCAACAACUCCGUCUUCCCGGGCCACCAAGGUGGGCCCCACAACCAUACCAUCACUGCUCUGUCUGUUGCUCUGAAGCAGGCUCAGACUCCUGAUUUCCACGCCUAUCAGUCUCAGGUCCUCGCCAACGCGAAGGCCUUUGCUAAGCGCCUUGGUGAUGACAAAAGCAAGGGCGGUCUCGGCUAUAGCCUUGUCAGCGGUGGUACCGAUAACCACUUGGUGCUUGCUGAUCUAAAGCCCAAUGGUGUUGAUGGUGGGCGCGUUGAGCGUAUUCUCGAGCUUGUCGGCAUUGCUGCCAACAAGAACACCGUCCCUGGCGACCGCUCCGCCCUCGUUCCCGGUGGUCUCCGCAUGGGUACACCCGCAAUGACCAGCCGCGGCUUCACCGAGAACGACUUUAUUCGUGUUGCUGACAUUGUUGACCGUGCUGUCGCCAUCGCUGUCCGACUAGACAAGAUUGCCAGAUCUGCCGCCAAAGAGAGGGGUGAGAAGAGCGCCGGGAAACUCAAGAUUUUUCUCGAACACGUUGGCAACGGCGACAGCGACACCGAGAUUGUUCAACUCCGCAGUGAAGUCUCCGACUGGGUCGGCACCUAUCCCCUCCCCUGGGACUCUGCCCAGUAA